Molecule: messenger RNA, 11819 nt
Organism: Herpailurus yagouaroundi (jaguarundi)
Lineage: Eukaryota; Metazoa; Chordata; Mammalia; Carnivora; Felidae
Gene: CSRNP3
Product: cysteine and serine rich nuclear protein 3
Exons: 7
Coding region: 352-2154 (600 amino acids)
Biological process (GO): regulation of transcription by RNA polymerase II
Cellular component (GO): nucleus
Molecular function (GO): DNA-binding transcription factor activity, RNA polymerase II-specific; sequence-specific DNA binding
Source: RefSeq, a predicted model, not a curated record
UCUGGCUUUGUUAUUGGUCGGCUGCUGCCUGAUGGAUCGACGAGGGAGGCGUGAACUCUUCAGUCUGUUCUGACGGAGCUGAAGUACAGAAACCAUAUUUACAGGUACAUGUGACAGCGCUGCAGCUAUGAGUGGAAUUUUAAAGGGGAAGUUGGAAGAAAUUGACGGCUCUUCACCCUGCUGCUCUGUGCAGGAAUCAGAUGAUGAAGUUUUUAGCUGUGACGGUGCUGACAGUGUUGAUAGUGUCAAUCUGUCCACUUGUAAUCUUUUCACUGGAAAAAAUAAGGAGAUAUCAACUGACUGAAAUGAUGUUUUCAGAAGCAUAGAGUCUUCAGGAAGAUACUGGAGUUCAUGAGAUCUCAAGGUACAUGUGACAGCGCUGCAGCUAUGAGUGGAAUUUUAAAGAGGAAGUUUGAAGAAGUUGACGGCUCUUCACCCUGCUCCUCUGUGCGGGAAUCAGAUGAUGAAGUUUCCAGCAGCGAGAGUGCUGACAGUGGGGACAGUGUCAAUCCAUCCACUUCUAAUCAUUUUCCCCCUUCCUCCAUCCUCAAAAGGGAGAAGCGGCUAAGGACAAAGAAUGUGCAUUUUAGCUGUGUCACCGUGUACUACUUCACCAGGAGGCAAGGCUUCACGAGCGUGCCCAGUCAAGGGGGUAGCACCCUGGGCAUGUCCAGCCGCCAUAACAGUGUGCGCCAGUACACUCUUGGUGAAUUUGCAAGAGAACAGGAGAGGCUCCACCGGGAGAUGUUGAGAGAACACCUCAGGGAGGAAAAACUGAACUCUUUGAAACUAAAGAUGACCAAGAAUGGCACAGUGGAAUCUGAAGAAGCUAGCACUCUUACAGUGGAUGACAUUUCUGAUGAUGAUAUUGAUUUAGACAACACGGAGGUAGAUGAGUACUUCUUUCUACAACCCCUGCCAACAAAAAAACGGAGAGCACUGCUGCGGGCCUCUGGGGUGAAAAAGAUUGAUGUGGAAGAAAAGCAUGAGCUGCGCGCCAUCCGUCUAUCGAGGGAGGACUGUGGCUGUGACUGCCGAGUGUUCUGUGAUCCAGAAACGUGUACCUGCAGCCUGGCAGGCAUUAAGUGCCAGGUGGAUCGAAUGUCUUUCCCAUGUGGCUGCACUAAAGAAGGAUGUAGUAACACAGCAGGUAGAAUUGAAUUUAAUCCUAUCCGUGUCCGGACUCACUUUUUGCACACAAUAAUGAAACUUGAACUGGAGAAAAACCGAGAGCAGCAAAUCCCCGCGCUGAACGGCUGCCACAGUGAGAUAAGCACUCCCAGUAGCUCCAUGGGCCCCGUCGCGCACUCCGUAGAGUAUUCCAUCGCGGACAACUUUGAGAUUGAAACCGAGCCCCAGGCCGCAGUGCUGCACCUGCAGUCGGCCGAGGAGCUAGACUGCCAGGGAGAGGAGGAGGAGGAGGAGGAGGACGGCAGCAGCUUCUGCAGCGGCGUCACCGACUCCAGCACACAGAGCUUGGCCCCCAGCGAGUCAGACGAGGAGGAGGAGGAGGAGGAGGAAGAGGAGGAGGACGACGACGACGACGACGAUGACGACGAGAAAGGGGACAGCUUCGUGGAAGGCUUGGGGACCCAUGCGGAAGUCGUGCCUCUUCCUUCCGUCCUCUGCUAUUCCGACGGCACGGCGGUUCACGAGAGCCACGCGAAAAACGCUUCUUUUUAUGCCAACUCGUCGACCCUGUAUUACCAAAUAGACAGCCACAUUCCAGGAACUCCUAACCAGAUCUCCGACAGCUAUGCCGAAAGAGAUCCUGUUAAGAACGGUACCCUGUCGCUGGUGCCUUACACCAUGACCCCGGAGCAAUUUGUGGACUAUGCCCGGCAAGCGGAAGAGGCCUACGGCCCCUCCCACUACCCCGCCACCAACCCCUCGGUCAUCGUGUGCUGCUCCUCUGCGGAGAGCGACGGCGGCGUGCCCUGCAGUAGCUUGUAUCCCGAGCACAGGUCCAGUCAUCCCCAGGUGGAAUUUCACUCGUACUUGAAAGGCCCCUCCCAGGAAGGGUUUGUCUCUACACUGAAUGGUGACAGUCACAUUGCCGAGCACCCCGCUGAAAGUUCUUUGAGCCUGGCGGAGAAAAGCAGAUUGCACGAAGAGUGCAUCAAAUCACCCGUGGUGGAGACCGUCCCUGUUUAGUAGCGUAAAUUAUUCUAGGACCAACUCUUCUCUUAUUUAAAAGCACUGUAUUUAAUUGGAUUUCCUGGGCCCAUGGUUGUUUAAACUGAGGACCAAGAAAACCUGGACUGUGGUGAAUCUUCCAGACUGUAUUUUGUUUUCUCCUUUCCGGCCACACGCCUGUGGCAUUGCACAAAUACAGUCUCUAUGAGGAUUUUAAAAGAUUUCAGACUGUUUUGAUAGAAAAUGCUAAUUAAAAAAAAAAAAAAAAAGCAUAUCUCACAGUUGCCUACCUGUCAAACUGUGUGAAACCUGCCAAGCUGUGUAGAUCAGAGCUUCAAGUUCUGGAUUAUCGGGCCUGUGCAAGAUUGUUGACUAAGACUGGGAAAUAAUAAGAUUUAGAGUCCUAAUUUUCGAUAAAUCUGAAGAUGACGGUGACUUUUUAAUGUAAAAGUAAUUACUGUAAGAAAAAGAGUUAAUCGUUCCAUGUGUAUUUUAUUUAUGGUAGUUAGGAGUCAUGUUUUGAUGAAACUGAACAGCAGCAUGUUCUUUUAAGCUGAAGAUGCAUAGUUAGCACCACUGAGCAUGCCCACAUGGAUCGCAUCUGGAAUCCAUUCACGUUUUUAUGAUCAUGACUGAUCAGAUUUGCAAAUACUUUCUUAAGGGUGAAAUAGGCCUAUUUUUGCUAUUUUGGACAAAUAAAUGAGUCUAUAUGUGCAGGUCCUUACACAGUUUUCUCUAAAGUUAAGAGUUAGGACAAUCCUCCGGUGAGGGUCUAGUUCACUGCCCUCCCUCAGUUGACUCCAGAGAUGGAGGUAGAAGGAAUUGCCUUUCUUUUUAAAACAGCAUCAUCUUGGUUCUUAGCUUGGACACAGCACCUUUAAACUCUACUCCCCUACAUCAAAAUGCACUUUAGUGCCCCUUCAUGGUACCUUGUGAGGGGUGGGGACUGAGAACUCUUUGAGAUGAAAAAUUUAGAAAAAAAAAUUUUUUAAUCUGUAACUAUUAUAAGGUUCAUAGAAUUAAUCUAGAGGAAUCAUCCAAUGCUAACUUUAUGAAGGGAAAAUGACCUAUUUUCCUUCGCCACUCUGAAGACCUAACUCGGUAAAAGCAGAGGAGGCAGAGGAAGCAUGGAAGAGACGCAUCCUCAGCAACCAGCCUUUUCUACAGCGUGAUCAAUCCAUCUCUACAAAAUGAGUAUGUAAGGAGAUUUCCUUUUAGUGACUAGCCGAUUGAAGGGGGGGCCUCGACCCAAAUACUCAACUAGGCCUUACUUUUCUGAAGCAUUUUGAUUUCUCUUGCCUGGGACAAUUAGCAGAACAGUCCAGAAUGCAUUGAAUACUUCCUAAUUACCUCACGUUCUCUUAUUAAAGGGGACAGAUAGAAAUAAAACAUGCACUCCCCACCUUUAGGUUAUCUGCACUUGGUUCGUCGGAGGACUUCUAAGAUCCCGUUUUCCUGUACAUUAAUUUAGGUAACUAACUAGUGUGUUCUACCUUUUUUUUUUCCCAAUGCAAUAUGACUAUGCUAAAUCCGUUUCAUAUUUUUGACCUUCUGUUGUUACACCGUUUCACAUUUUCUGCCUCUUUGAAAUGUGGACAUGCCUUGCUAUUCAGUGACUGCAUCGCUAAUUCUUAUGUCUUUUAGAUUUAGAUGUUUAGAAAUAGGGAUAUAAAUAUAUUGUAGAUCUCGAUUCCUUAAAAAUUACUAUUUUAUUUCAUUGAACUUAAAAAUGUUUGAUCUAGAGAAAGUCCUCCAAUGGAAAAGUUUCUACUAAAACUUGAUUUGGGGAAAACAUGUUUACUUGGUAGCUCUUCCAAUGUGCAGUUGGCUCCUGCCCUUUUUCUCCCCCAGCACAGGGCCAAAUUUAUAACCGUUCAUACUAACAUUAAAGGAACUUUGGGUUUGUCCCUACGAAAGUAGCAGUGAUGAGGUCAGGGAUGUUCCUUUUGAAUGAUAAGCCCUUUGGGCUAAUCAGUUUGGGUUUAGCUCCGAUCUCGGUAGUGUAUCUCCUGUUGUCUACAAAGUUACACUUUUUAGUGCUUGAUUUCCAAAAUUGUUUCCUUUACCAAUACAAUCUAAAGAGCACCGGCCCAAAGAAAAAUGACAAAAGGCUAUUGUUCUUCAUGCAGGCAUGUGAAAAAAAAAAAAAAUCACAUGUGCUGUAUUUGCUGGACCCUACAAGCCCUCGAAGGAUUUACCCGUGAAGCAGUCAGCUUCUUGGAACACAGACUGUGGCGGAAUGGGGAAAAAGCGACUCUGGGUGGGGCAAAGGUGAAGGGUAGAAUGUCAAUCCAGUUUCUGAAAGGAUAGAUAUUUAAUUUAGUCCAGCUUUAUAUUCACUGGAAGGUCGACGCCUACUUGCUUAUGUUUGGCUAGGUCUCUGUUUUGUAGCUACAUUUCCAAAAGGAUGCUUAACCUUGAAACGGACAAAUAAAAAAAUCAGAGCUCUCUCCCUUUUUUUUCCAAUUGGGGUUGAAAGUCACUGGGCACAGAAGGAUUAACCUUCCAAGCAUGAAUUCCAUUCCAGAUUCACAUAUAUGUAUAACCUAACCCCUAAACAUCUCCCACAAACUACAUACACAAAUUACCUAUUAAAACACUCCCUUAUAACACAAAUGCACAUGCACAUACACACACUCACACAAACACACACUAGAUGUAUAUCACACACUGGAGAAUGAGAGAUUUUAGGCAAUGGCCAGUAAUGAAUACUGUAUGCUUUUCCCACCCUAGAAUCUGAUUGGGUUUUAUGAUCUAAAAAUAAGGUCUAGAAAAGAGGAUGAUUUGUAAAGCUAUAGUUUGAAAAUGUUGGGUCAAAGUUGCGUAUAAUACUAAUGAUGGAAUCGUUUCAUUGUUACUUCCUUUCCCAGAAAAGCUGAGAGAGCACAGUGUUCCAUCUGACUUUUUUUUUCCAUUAAUAGCCCUUCUAUUCAACAAAAACUGCCCACAUGCCAGGAGAGCGCUGCCGUUUUUUCUAAGCUUUUUAAAAUGGGGAUCAAGCUAGAUGCAGCCAGUUGGGAUGCUUAAGAUCUUUAUACGAAGACACAAUGACACCUGACCUUCAGCUGUUGUAUUUCCCCCGUAGUAUAUCUAACCAAAUUAUUGUCUUUUUUUUUUUUUUUGGACACACAGCUUUUUAGUUGUUCCCUGCCAAUGGCAAAGCUUCGUGCUUUGGUCCUGUUGUUUUAGCAUCAGCCCUAUACUUUUUAUUAGGGCUUAAAUCCCAGUUAUAAUCCUGGCCAGAUUGAUGUGCAAAUCAAGUGGCUGGAGCAGCUUGCAUUUCCUUUGUCAUCCUAGGUUUCCUUUGGGAGAAAGAAUCACUGAAAGAGAUUAACCUAAAUUCCCCACCCCCCAUCCCUUAGUCCUUGAUUAUUAAGACAUAAGUAAAAUUUGUUUGUGUCUUUUGUUAGUUGGGUAAUAAUAGAUACUUUUCAAAAAUUAGUCUUUUCUUUGUGAUAAAACUAUAUUUUCCCAGUGCUCCAGCCACAUAUGAAAUGUGAAAUUAAUAUUUAUUAGAGUCAUAAGAUCUUCACAAACAUAUAUGGCCCAGCAAUAACCCUUCCCCCCCAAAAAAAAAACUAGGAGUUAUAGAAACAUUGGCCACAAAACAAUCAAGAAGCAAAGAGAUGAUAAGUGGUUCUUUUAUAUUUUUGCACUCUAACAGGUGACUUGUAGGCAAAAUUCUGGUUGGGUUAUCAUUAAACAGGAAAAUACAUCAUGAUUUAUUCCCUAUAAGUUUGAUACAUCAUUGGCUCUUUGAUUAAACUUCUGAUAUUGCACAAAUUUAUAAUCCUUUGGUCUUAAUACUUAGAAUUUACUAAGUAUCAACUCUGUCUUUCAACAAAUAUUUAUAGAAUGCUGACUGUUAGAAGAAGUGUUCUAAGUGGUAAAAAGAGGUAAAACACUCCACAUUCUAAGAGAUCAUGAUGACGAAGAGGAGUGGCAUGAAAUAAUCAAGCCUCACUGUAAUUCUUUUAAUCUGUGCUUUUAUAAUGUGAUCUUAGAAAAAGUGAAAUCAAUUCUUGUCUCAUUGUGUGCAAACUGUAACUAAAAGGAUACUUCUUUUUCCUAAAUUAAUGCAACUCACUGGAUGAUCUUUUUUCCUCUUCCCCUAUCUGAAAUUUCUGAAUUAAAUAGACUCAGCUAGAAGAACUGAAUCAAAUGAAAAAGAGAUUUUCAGCUAAUUGCUUCUUCAGUGUUAGGUCUCUAUAAGUGAGGCUAAAUUUAUACUAGCAAACUCCUACCAGAUAGUUUCAAGAGCUGGUUGACUCAUACAUAAACCAGGAAACAUUUCAGGAAAACUUUGAGACAAUGAUGUGGAACACAAUCACUUUUACUUCUAUUUAUAUACAGCUUAAAAAAUUAGCAAAACCACAGUUCCAAAUUCCAAAGGCAUUGCCUUAUAUAGCCUGUAGAAAAGAGAGGUCAUUCAACCCACCUCACUUGUAGCUGGGGUUACAAAACCACCGCCAGCAGGUGGAAAGUGGACAUUCUCAGAAGUCAGAGACUACUUUUCAAAAAGGUACCAUGAAGCCGUCCAUUUCUCCAAAUAUGACUAAAAACGACAUCUGUUCCUUAUUCUCUCACAGAAGAGUCAUUACUGUAGUCAGUGUAUAAAAUACCAACCUUGAGUGGGAAGUACCUUCUUGCUUUCAAAGGCAAGACUUGACUGUAAUUUGAAACCAGAACUAUGUAUUCUUACCACAACCAACAUGGAAAGUUUAAAGCCUUAAUCACUCUUAGUUCUAACACAAAUUUGCAACUUCUGAUUACAUUAUUCUUUCUGAGAUCUGCUAACUUGUGCUCAAGUAACUCAUAUGCCUAAGCCAAAUACCACAGCUUUGCACAAAUACCACUGCUCAACAGAUGUUUUCUGUACCAUUAAAGAAUUUAAUUGACUUAAUUUAACUGAAUAUCAGCAAUUUAAAAGCCCACUAAAAUUAUGAAAGUGUCAGGGCGGGAUGAGAAUGGAAUAUAAGCAUAAUAAAUAAGUGGUAGUGUCUCCCAGGAACCAUAAAGUUUCAGCAAGGCUGAACAGCUAGAAUUUUAACCAGAAAACUAGAUGGCAGAUGGCAGCCUGAAACCUAGAAGGGACAGUGACAAUGUGGAAACUCAGAGGCCAGUUGGUGUUCAUGUGGGCUGUCCACCAACCUCAUCGAUUACGUCUUCCUAUCUAAAAAUCAUUUGAUGCUUGCUUUAAAAAAUAAAAGCACCGAGCUGUGAUAUGCUAAAGAAACUAUUUUUAAGAUUUAGACACAUUUUAUAUUAAAAUGACUGACAGACUAUUGUCAAAAGUGAUGAAUAUGGAAAUAAAAGAGCUCUUUCAUAUUUUACCUGUCAAAUCUGCAUAUUUAAUGUGACUUUUUAAAAUAGUCACUUCUAAGUUUCGCUUCAACUCCUCUCAGCUUUCAUACUAGACCGUGAGACCCCCUUCCAACCAACCAGUGAAAGUGGGGGAGGGGGUUCGUUUGUUUUCUUUCUUAUCAGAAAUUCAAAUUCAAAAGUUGGUAUGACCUGGGUUUUGCCUGGUGAGUGGUCUUGGGGUCAGUCUAUCUAACUUGGCGCUGCCUGACGGUGGUAAUUCAGACAGAAUGAUUGGAAGCAGGAAGGUGAAUACGAUCAGAUUCAAAGCCUAAAACAGUUCAUUCUUUAUUUGCAAUUACUGUAGUCUAACAUAUAGCCUGGAGUUUUAGUAAAUACAGGUACAUGUAGCUUUCAUGGAAAAUGAAGUAAUUUCAAAAAUUUAAGUCAUAUCGUUGACUCUUUCACUCGUGAUAAAUAUAUACAGGGUAAAAUUGUCUCUUCUUUGAUACUUUAUACUUGCUUAUAAUUUAAGAAAAGCCAACUCUAGUGUGUCAUUUUAUUUUAUCUCAUAAGUUUCUGGCAGAACUAAAGUUUCAAGAGAAUAUGACAGAAUUUAUUUUGGACAAUAUUUGCGUUGAAUGUGCAAAUGAUGUCAUUCCUUUCUUUGGAUUACUCACUACCAUAGUGAUAAUCAAACCAGUUCAAUAACUCUCAUUUUAGUGACAUGCAUGAGGCCAUUUAAAUAUUCUAAGAUAAUGUAUAUUGAUUCAAAGGAUUUAGGAAAAGACAAAUUUAUGGCAGAAAUUUUCCUUGCCUGUGUCUAAGUUAAUUUAUGUGACCUGAUUGAAUGCUUCUAGUUAUAAUUUUGGAAUAACUUUUUUGUUAGCUAUCCCUUUCCUUCUGCUUUUGGCUUUCUCCUAAUCUUUUUAUCUGACUUGGGAGGAUCUUAAAAGUUAUUUAUCAAUGAGUAUUUGGAAGGAAACUGAUUUAGAAAAUAUCUCUUUAAAAAUUAUCCAGGAGCUUCUGUCACCAGAGAUCUUUAUCAAGUCUAACUGCCAUGCUAGGUAAGACCACAAACACCCUUGUCAGGGAUGUGGCCACCAAAAAUGGUUUUGCUGUUGUCUCUACAUGGGAAACCUAUUAAAAACUAGAUAGAAUUUUUCAACUUUAACAUAAUUUAUCCAAUUUUGUUUUGCUUCUCCUUUUUAUGUCGGUCACCAAACUUUUCUUCUUAGCUGCAAAGAUAGCCACCCAUCUUUAAAACAAAUUCAAAGAUCUAUAUGCCACUUUGAAAUUUUAUUUAAAUAUAAAAGAAAAAGAAGGAAUAAAAUAAAAUCAAAAUCUGAAUUCCCCUAAAGAAGGAAAACCUAAAUAUCAAAACCUAAGAAAUGAAUUGCCUGAGGUUAUUAUUUUUUUAAUUAAGUGUUGAUCCUCGGAUGAUGUAAUGAUACCCAAAUAAUAUCUGAACUUGAUAGAUUUUACAUUUUAGUAGUUGGCACAGUGAAUUCUUUUGUACCAUAAUCAAAUAGCCUCCACUGCCAAAGGUUAUGGUCUGAAUCUUGAUUCAUUAGGUACUAGUCAUGCUAAAUGGGUAUCUUAGACUAGUUUAAUCUUUUCAAGGAUACUCACAAUGGCCAACUGCGUCUGAAUAAUGAAAAGUUUGAGAUUCUUGUGUAUUCUUCAAAUUUUAUAGUCCUGAGACUAGAAGAGAUCUCCUGAGGUCAUCUGGCUCAUCCAUCUCUCUCCAGGGAGGACUGUCAUUCAGGCAUGCCCAACAGGAUAGAUACCCAUCUAUUCUUAACAUCUCUAGGGAAAGCGGUUUCCUUGGCAACACAAUCCAGUUCUCUUAGGUUUUUCUCACAAUAAGAAAAUAUCUUGGCCAGUCUUUGUGGGCUAGGCACCUGGCAACAGUUGUGGUGAUUUGGGCCAUUGUACUGGCAGACUCCAAGGACUUGGGUUUCCCCUUACUUUGAUGAUUAUUGUAUUUGAUGACUCCAUAAGUCUCCUAAGAAAUCAGAUUUUUAAAAACUACACAUAUGAGUAUUGAGACAAUGCUCAAUAAUAUAACCUGCCUCCAACAAAUAUGACAGUCAUUGUUUUUCAUUUUUAUUUUAUCUGUGUUCACCAUUGCUGUAAUGUCAGGACGUAAUGUCAAGAAAAUGACUAUUUCAGAUCCCCAGUGACAGACAUCAGAGUUAGGACCAAAUGACUUGACUUGCUUAAUUUUCUGAGAAGUUACAAUUACAUAAGUGAGCAUUUUCUACCUUUUCGCUUCUAAAUAAGUACCUUCUUGUUAAUCUUUCUUUACCCUAAAAUGACAAAUGAGAAUCUCAAGCUUUUCCACUCCUUCUGGGGAAGAUGUGACUAGUUUUGGAGAGUCUGUUGUGGAAUAAAAUGCCUCCAGAGAAUUACUCAGCCACCAUUUGAUCCCAGCCUUUGUCCCCGUGCUAUUUAAACAAUAGUUGCCUGCCUUCUCAGGGAUCAGCAGAAUUCUGAAUUAAAAAUUUGUCACCUUGACAAGGCCUGAAAUCGAAGGGAGGAGUCUGGGAGGAGGGUGUUUUUUUGUUUUUUUUUUUUUCCUGAUUACAUCACUUGACCCAAGCACCCAAGCACUGCAGCUUUCAGAGCAUCUUCUGUUUGCUCAGAGUUGUUUCCAACUCAGAGUCAGAACUAACUGGAAGAUGAGGAGCACUCCUGAAACCAAUGUUUCUUUUCUCCAUGGGAUUUUUUUCAAUCCAGAUACAGCUGCUUAUCUCCCCAACUCGGAUGCUCUUGUGAAAUGACAGCCACAUCAGUGUGGUUGUUCCCCACAAAUACUACUAGGGGAAAUAACCCUUUUUGCUUUAAAAAAAAAAAAGCUAUAGAAUGUUUAUGUAAAGAAUGUUGAAUAAUUUGGCCCAUGUUUUAAUUGACUCUAGACACCUCUAUGGAAAUAAGUCUGAGGCGUAGUUUGUGAAACAUGUUUCAAAGGUGUUUGAUGUAAAAUAAAUGCUAGACAUUUACAGUACAGACAUAGUUUAAAAAAUUAAAAACCUGUAGAUUACAACUCUGUUCCUAAGAACCUCCGCCUUUAUUGUGUCUUAGUAAAGUUGAUCUGCUUUCAUUUUAGUUUAUUGCAUUUCUGGUGUAAUAGCCUCUUAAGAUAGAACUAUUAAUACAUAUGUACUGGUUAAUGCCUGUUAAUGCAGAAAAUGGCACUUUGUUAUUUCAAUGUGUUUCCCUCAGUGUCACAGGGUAUAUCAAUUUGAUAGGAAAAGGUCAUUUGACAUUGGUCAAAAAUGCAUUUUCCCCAUUUAAAAUAUAUAUGUAUGAUUGGUUGCGUAGACAAAUGGCACCUUUUGCAGUAUCUUUAACUUGAUCAUAGUCGUAGAUGUCAACUGUGUCUCCACUUUCCAGCUGCCAUAGAAAUUUGGAACAUUUGCAAAUUCUGGUGAAAUCGAGUGAGCUGAAUGUAAUGGUAGAUCAAAUAAUCCAAAGGACUUGAGUGUUAUCCUUCAGUCUGUGUUGAACCAUUCGGACAUUGGGAAUGGUCUUUACACAAGGGAAGUCUUUUGAGAGUGUUUUUUGGUUUGGUUUGUUUUUUUGGGUUUUUUUUUGCUGACAAAAAAACAAUUUAAAAACUCAGUGAGGUAAACUCACUGUAACAUAUUUUUUGACAUUGUGAUUGGUUUUAUCUUUUAGUUGAUUUCUGUUACGACUCUUACUCAACUUCAACAGUAUUUCAAUAGACAUUUUAUUACUGUUAUGUCCAAUUUAAUCACUUAGAAAGGUUGAAAGGGAAAAAAAAUCAAACAGUUCAUACAUACAAUCACUUUACACUAAAACGUCAUAUUGUGUGUCACACAGUUUCUAGAUUGAUUUCUCUUGUGUAUAAGUUAUAACAUCAAAGAUGCCAAAGGGUAUAUUAAAUAAGCUACAAUAAUAUUCAACAGAACUUAACCUGGACCUUAUGUUGUAAUAAUUUAUUCAUAUUAGAUGUAGUCUUCUGUAUUUAUAUUUUCAGUAUUUAUUAUGAAUGACAUGGAAAUUCGUGUAUUUAUUGUGGCUUUUUAUUGCAGUGUGUAUAUAUAUAUAUAUAUAUCACAAAUAAGCAUUUUUAAGUCUUAUCCUUAAGUUUCUUUUAUUAGUGGCACUUGUAUUAUGCUGUACUUUUUAUUAUAUAUUGUACAAUAUCUUGUCCAUUUGUUUGCAGCAGAGUAAAACCGGUUUCUAAGUUGUAUCUACUGUUGCAUUCUUUUACAUGUCAUGUAAGCCCUUUGUUCUUUCAUACUGAGCUGUCACAAAACACAUAAUACCUCCCUCUGUGUAACAGAUACAGUCUUGAAGGUUGUGUGAAACCAGUUCCUGUGAAUGGCCUAUUACAUUAUUAUCAUCUCAAA